Penicillium subrubescens is the source of this 1809-nucleotide messenger RNA. RefSeq names its product fungal specific transcription factor domain-containing protein. Gene Ontology annotation, cellular component: nucleus. Lineage: Eukaryota; Fungi; Ascomycota; Eurotiomycetes; Eurotiales; Aspergillaceae. The record is from RefSeq and is a predicted model, not a curated record. Bases 1 to 1809 code for a protein of 602 amino acids. The transcript has 5 exons.
AUGUUUUGGGUGUAUCGCAAGCCUGACCUAUUCCUGAAGGACGACCGUGUCUCCCGAAUUGAGGGUAAAUUGGAGCAGCUUAUUGAUUACAUCGCGGGCCAUGCCCUCGCCGGACAACCAUCAGAGCCCUCAGAUGCCGAGUUAUUUCUCACGUUCUGCAACUCCCAGCCACUUCCCUUAUUUUCCCAGAGCGUUCCACCUGCCUCCCUCAGAAAUAGAGACCCGGAACUUUUACUUGCCAUGGACGCCCAUUGUAUUCGGUUUCGUGGACUGGGGAUCAAAGACAAGGAGCUUGAACUUGAAAUCAAAGCCAAGACUGAGCGCGCCUGUCAGCUUGUCAUGGGGCGCCUGGCUGAUGGAAAUGUAGAGCUAUCUACGAUUCAAGCGCUCUGUCUUCUGAGCCUGCUUGAAUUCACAGUUGGACACCUCGUCCGGGCUGGAUUCUAUACCAGAAUGGCGAGUUACCUCAUCCGGAAUGUCCGAACUGGUGACCGUGAAACUCUGAUGGACAAGCUAGACACAGAGAGAGACGAGAAGAGACUGUGUUACGCAAGUGUCAUGAUGCUACAGAAUCUUCAAGGUACCUCACAGUCAUGGUGUCUCAGGGAGGGCAACGACCGACAAGGCGAAUCCAGUCUUGCGACUCCAUACUUCGAGAACUUAGUAUCGCAAAGGUACUCUCGCAGAGAAGGCAGUGACUCACAACUCGACAUUGGUAUCAUUUCAGCAAACAUGUGCACUAGCGAGUUGUGGUCUUUGGCAUGCAAGUAUGCCAUCAAUAAUGGGACAAUCGACACAAAACCACCGUGGCAUCCCCAAUCAGACUACACUAUGAUUUCUUACUGGCAUACUGAACACGAGAGCUGCAUGCCUUUGCGAUUUCGCCUCCACGCAAGUCGAUUCUCGGAACAUCCUCCUGAGGAUCUGCAAACAAAUCGUGACUAUUGGGGCCCUUGGCUGUUCUUUCAGAUCGUAUGGCAUGCCGUUCCUUGUUUACUAAAUCACCCUUUUCUCCUCUCCGUACGCCUGCGCAAUUUCCGGCGAACGAUGCCGCAAUCUUUCCUGCGAAACUCCUUUGAGCAGCUCACCUUGCACUCCGGCUGGAUCAUACACUUCCUUGAGCUUAUCGAGUCGAAGAACUUUGAAGUUUCGGAUCCCACCCUUGGUCACUGUGUGGCUAUCGUCGGGACUAUUUAUCUCCAACAUAGCUUUGUUGAGGACCAAAACUUUAGUACAAAGGCGCAAACAGGAUUUGACAAAUGCCUUCGGUUCCUGCACAGGCUAGGUCAUCGAUGGCCUCACGUGGACCAACAGGCUCGACAAUUGGAACAGCUACGUGAUAGCAUAUCAUCCGGGGGCGUGAUUACGGGGACGGGAGCCACCCCAAACUCUCGCCAGAAGUGGUCUGUCAAUCUACAACUUCUAUGGAAAGUUCUGGUAUACUCCCAUGCAAGCAAAGCACCAAAUCCGGCUGGUGAUAUCUUCGGGCCUGAGCUGGCGAAGGACAGCAUUGCAUAUUCAGGAAUCUCGUCCACUAAUGACAUUGCCGAACCUGAUUUUGCUUUGAUUGGGUCAGCUGGAAUUUCGGGCCAUAAAACUGUGGUACCAGAAUGCGUGACAUAUCCGCCCGAGCAAACUGAGCAUUCGACCCAAUUGCAACAAGAACUCGGGCAGAUAUCACCAUCUGUGCCUAUCGCACAUCUCGCCGAAGAUCCAUCUUUAAACUUUGUCGGUGAGGAGACAUUGUUUUUACAGAUGCAAGACUAUGGAAAGGCUUUUGAGGACUGGCUUAGUCUCAAUCCAGCUUGA